CCGGCCGCCAUUGCCUCGUGCCCGCGCCGGUCGGUUGGUGGCGCCUUUGUCCUACGGCGGGCAGGUGGGCUGAGGCGGAGGCGGCGGCGGCGGGCCUGAGGCGGAGAAGUGGCCAGCAGCCCGCCGCGCUGGUAGCGAUAUUAAUAAGGCAGCGGAAAGAAGAAAUAUGAAUACGGCUCCAUCAAGACCCAGCCCCACACGAAGAGAUCCAUAUGGCUUUGGAGAUAGUCGAGAUACAAGACGUGAUCGAUCGCCCAUUCGAGGAAGUCCAAGAAGAGAGCCCAGGGACGGCAGAAAUGGCCGGGAUGCUCGAGAUGGCAGAGACAUGCGAGACCCCAGAGAUUUGCGGGACCACAGAGAUACCAGAGACAUUCGGGAUCACCGAGACAGCAGAAGUAUGCGUGAUGCUCGGGACAUGAGGGAUCUUAGAGACUUUCGUGACCUGAGAGAAACUAGGAAUUUUCGAGAUCACCGAGAUCCCAUGUACGAUAGAUACAGAGAGAUGAGAGAGUCCCGAGAUCCCAUGUACAGGAGAGAAGGCUCUUAUGACCGAUACCUGCGAAUGGAUGACUACUGCAGGAGGAAAGAUGAUGCUUACUUUGACCGUUACAGAGAUAGCUUUGAUGGACGAGGCCCUCCAGGCCCAGAAAGUCAGUCUCGUGCAAAAGAAAGGCACGGUCCAUGUUUCAGUUUUCCCUGGUGUCAUCCUGCAGAGCGUCUGAAACGUGAGGAACGUCGUAGAGAAGAGCUCUAUCGUCAGUAUUUUGAGGAAAUCCAGAGACGCUUUGAUGCUGAGAGGCCUGUUGAUUGUUCUGUGAUUGUGGUCAACAAGCAGACUAAAGAUUAUGCUGAAUCUGUGGGGCGGAAGGUCCGAGACCUAGGCAUGGUAGUAGAUUUGAUCUUCCUCAACACGGAAGUAUCACUGUCACAAGCCUUGGAGGAUGUUAGCAGGGGAGGGUCUCCCUUUGCUAUUGUCAUCACCCAGCAACACCAGAUUCACCGCUCCUGUACAGUCAACAUCAUGUUUGGAACCCCUCAAGAGCAUCGCAACAUGCCCCAGGCAGACGCCAUGGUGCUGGUGGCCAGAAAUUAUGAGCGCUAUAAGAAUGAGUGCCGGGAGAAGGAGCGCGAGGAGAUUGCCAGACAGGCGGCCAAGAUGGCUGAUGAAGCCAUCCUCCAGGAAAGAGAGCGAGGAGGCCCUGAGGAAGGGAUGCGUGGGGGGCACCCUCCAGCCAUCCAAAGCCUCAUCAACCUGCUGGCCGACAACAGGUACCUCACUGCUGAAGAGACUGACAAGAUCAUCAACUACCUGCGAGAGAGGAAGGAGCGGCUUAUGAGGAGCAGCGCCGACUCUCUGCCUGGCCCGAUUUCCCGUCAACCACUCGGGGCGACCUCGGGUGCCUCACUGAAGACACAGCCAAGCUCUCAACCGCUCCAGAGUGGCCAAGUGCUCCCGUCUGCUACACCCACUCCAGCUGCACCCCCCACCUCCCAGCAAGAGCUUCAGGCCAAAAUCCUCAGCCUCUUCAAUAGUGGCACGGUUGCGGCCAAUAGCAGCUCUGCAUCCCCCUCAGUUGCUGCCGGAAACACCCAGAACCAGAAUUUUUCCACAGCAGCGAACAGCCAGCCUCAGCAAAGAUCACAGGCCUCUGGCAAUCAGCCUCCAAGCAUUUUGGGACAGGCAGGAUCUGCUCGGAACAUGGGCCCCAGGCCUGGGGCUCCUUCCCAAGGGCUCUUUGGCCAGCCUUCCACCCUCCUGGCACCUGCCAGCAACUUGGCUAGCCAGAGGUCUGUGUCUUCCACAAGUAUCAACUUUGACAAUCCAAGUGUACAGAAAGCUCUGGACACCCUGAUCCAGAGUGGCCCUGCUCUCUCCCACCUGGUUAGCCAGACCACAGCACAGGUGGGGCAGCCGCAGGCCCCCAUGGGAUCAUACCAGAGGCAUUACUGAGGCUAAAUCUCAACUUCCCCCAGGCCCCUCUUCCCCCGGCCUCCUACCUGUUGCGUCCUAAGUAGAGUUACUUGGAGGAUGUUCUCUGCGCAUAUCCAGGUCCACAUCGAAUGUCAUAAGUUUCUACCACCUGCUCUCUUCUGCCCAAGGCUGUUGUUACUUAUUCCUUCCAGAGUCAGAGUUUGUACUGCCUUGGAGGUGUAUUUUUUGUUGUUGGGGUUAUUUUUUUUUUCUUUUUUCUUUUUUUUGAUAGAAAAUAAAUAUCUCUGGGGUCAUGGGCAGUAUAGGUGUCUGGGCUCCGUUUGUAUUUCAUUUGUCUCUGUCAGCUCGAUGUGGGGGCGGGGGAGGAGAAGCAGCCAGGCCCCAGCUGGCUGCAUGUGGGGUGGUCCUUCCAUGGCGAGAGCCACUGCCUUUGUUCGUUUUGAGCCUCCCCAGGCUUUCGGCCUCACGCAGGCCCACCCAAGCACGAGCUCCUGCCUGCGUCCCUGUGUAGGGUUGUAGAGCGCAGGCUGGGCCUGGUGGGCACGGCGCAGGUGCGCCCCGUCCCACAUGUGUGGGGGCGGCCUGAGGGCUGCUAAGCAGGCUGCUCUGGAGUUGAAGAGGGGCCAUGGCAGGCACUUUUCUGCCUGACCCAGAGUAGUUGGUUCUUGGUUUUUCUUUUUUUUUUUUUUUCCUUUGUGGCUUUCAUUGCAAUGGAAGAUUUUCCAUGGACUGAACAGCAUCGGUCACCAGCAGUUUAACCCAAACUGUGAAUCUGGGCCCCAACCACUCUUAACCCUUUAACAUUUGUCAGCUUCUUCCUCACCAGUGGUAGUUUCAUGGAGUUGGCUCUGAGAAGACCGCUCUAGACUCUGGCAGUGAACACCUGUUUUUUCAGUGAUUGCUUUGAGCUUUUGGCCCAGAAACCAGGCUCUUGUUCUGUUUUCUGAGCAGCAGGAGGUAGGGACCAUUUUGAUGUCAGACUUUUGGUAGCCAGACGUGUUCUUGAUGCAGGAGGCUGUUCAAAACUUUUGAGCCAGAGUGAAGUUACUAGAGGGAGGACCUCUGCCUGCUGCUCUAAGUGGAGCCAAAGGAAGCUGCCUUCUCCCUAGGGAUGGUGCUCCUUAGAGCCUUGUGGAUCAGCCUCAAGGGACCCCUGGCGGAGACACGGGAGAGCAGUGACUUCAGCUGAGUCCUUGCCAGUAGCUGAGUAAACAUUGGUUUCCAAAACUCAAGGUCCCCAGAUGGCAGUGUUUUAUGUUCUGACCUGUUUGUGUUAUAUAGUGGUUUUUUUUCCUCUUUGAAACUCCUGUGUUGUUAAUAAGAUGAAAUGAUUACUUUUUAAUUAAAAUGCAAAAGUGAAA
This is a messenger RNA of Dama dama (fallow deer), 3294 nucleotides long. RefSeq names its product nuclear receptor coactivator 5 (gene NCOA5). Gene Ontology annotation, biological process: regulation of signal transduction. NCBI's taxonomy places the organism in Eukaryota, Metazoa, Chordata, Mammalia, Artiodactyla, Cervidae. Gene Ontology annotation, cellular component: nucleoplasm. The transcript has 8 exons. The coding region runs from base 167 to 1951 and encodes 594 amino acids. The record is from RefSeq and is a predicted model, not a curated record.